CAUGAGCAUUGCGCCAUGACACUUGUGGUGGGAGCCAUGACAGUGCUCUGCUUUUUUUAAUAGGAAUAGGAGAUAGGAGAUAGGAUAAAUAUAGUGAUAGAGAAUAGAGAGAGACUAUUACAGGAGUAGAGGAAAGGAAAGGAAAGGAUCUUCUGAUACUAGCCCAUUAUAUGCAUGUGUUUAUCAGCACCACACAUAUAUAUACAUAUGUAUAUACGGGGCGCAUAGUUUAUCGCACGAAUCUUUGCUUGCCGUACUCUGACGAGUGAUAACCAAACAAAUAGAAGCUUGUAGAACUUCAGCAGUUAAUUUAACAAGUCUUUCUUCUCGGGAAUAAUGCAAAUUUCUGUAAACCAAUUACACUUCGGACUUAUAUAUUAAUUUUCAUUAUAAAUCAUUUGCUUUAUUUGUGUUACAGGCGUAAAUUUCAGUGGAGACUGUGACGUUGAUGUUUCAGACAUGCUGCGGAAUAUCUUCCAAAGUGCAAAAAAUAUUGUACCACGAGCUACAAGAUAUCAAUAUCCUAGUCUAUACAGUGAUAGAGCAGAUGAUGACAGAGUUUCUCCACGGAAAACAGACGGUAAUUACUGGGAAACCGAUGUUACACCGGAACACCCGGUUUCGAGGACCGCUCGAGUUAUGGGAAAGCAAAUGCGGGAAAUAAAACAGAAUGUACUAUUUUGGAGAGAACCGAAGAAUGUUAAUCUUGACGAGUGGAACAUUGAUUCUACAUAUUAUCCAAGUCAUGUCGACGUCGUUAUCAUCGGAGGCGGUGCCAUGGGAAGUUCAAUUGCUUAUUGGUUAAAAAAAAUGUCCAAUGGAGGACUAAGCGUUGUUGUCGUAGAGAAGGAUCCAACGUAUUCCCAGGCGUCAACAGUGUUAUCUGCAGGUGGACUCCGUCAGCAAUUCUCUCUUGAGGAAAAUAUAGAAAUGUCCCUAUACGGAGCUGAAUUUCUUCGUACAAUAGAUCAACAUUUGUACGUUGAAAAUGAACCCCCUGUGGAUGUGCAGUUUCACCCCUACGGGUAUCUACUUCUUGCCUCUGAAGAGGGCGCAGAAGCUCUGACGCGAAACUCGAAACUUCAAAAUUCUAAAGGAGCUAAAAAUAUCUUAUUAACCGCAGAGAAAAUUAAACAACGAUUUCCCUGGAUGAACACUGAGGGAGUUGCAUUGGGAUGUUUAGGCCUUGAAAAUGAAGGCUGGUUUGAUCCCUGGUGUCUUCUUUCUGCUUUCAAGAAGAAAGCCGUAAAAUUAGGUGCUGAGUAUGUAAAUGCUGAGGUCAAGGGCUUUAUUUUCAGAAAGGACGAGCAAGUUAUUGUUUCGGGGACAGGCAUUGAAAAGUAUCAGGGACUCAACCAUGUUGUUGUAAAGACGGAAAAUGAUGAAAAAAAGGUUAUACAGUUUGCGCUUUGUGUAAUUGCCGCUGGAGCUCAUAGUGGAGAAAUUGCAAGGUUGGCCAAAAUUGGAUGUGGACCAGGAAUUCUCACGGUUCCUCUCCCCGUCGAAUGCAGAAAACGAUACGUCUAUCAUUUCCAUGCACCAGAAGGUCCAGGGAUAAACACUCCAAUGACAAUAGAUACCUCUGGCACUUGGUUCAGGCGAGAAGGUCUUGCCAACCAUUACAUAUGUGGUCGUUCACCUAGUUGCGAUGCAGACGAACCCUCUACUGAUAAUCUGGACGUUGAUGAAGCUUUUUUCGAAAAAAACAUUUGGCCUUUACUUGGAAAUCGAGUUAACUCUUUCGAAAAUUUGAAAAUUGAGUCAUCCUGGGCUGGUUACUAUGAUUAUAACAAAUUUGAUGAAAAUGGAAUAAUUGGUCCACAUCCUUACUUUGAUAAUAUGUACUUCGCUUGUGGAUUUAGUGGACAUGGCAUUCAACAGGCGCCGGCUGUUGGUCGGGCAAUAGCCGAGUUAGUAGUUUAUUCAGAAUUUAGAACGCUCGAUUUAAGUAGAUUAGCUUUUGAUAGGCUUAUAUCACUUGAACCCAUGCAGGAAGUACAUAUAAUUUAAAAAUUUAAUUUUAUUGUAACAAACAUGAUCAGUGAAAUUGAAUAAAUUGGAUGUUUUUCGGUUA
Messenger RNA from Fopius arisanus, 2074 nucleotides. Its product is annotated as lethal (2) 37Bb. Gene Ontology annotation, biological process: mitochondrial respiratory chain complex I assembly. Gene Ontology annotation, molecular function: oxidoreductase activity. NCBI's taxonomy places the organism in Eukaryota, Metazoa, Arthropoda, Insecta, Hymenoptera, Braconidae. Gene Ontology annotation, cellular component: cytoplasm. The coding region runs from base 460 to 2010 and encodes 516 amino acids. The transcript is spliced from 5 exons. The record is from RefSeq and is a predicted model, not a curated record.